AUGUCUCUGAAGAUGCAUCUGCUAGACAGCGACGGGGAGAAGAGCGAUCAGGACUUGGUGGUGGAUGUCGCGAACGAGGAGGCGUCAUCGCCACACGCGAACGGUGAACACUCAGAUCCACGUGAGAACGGCACCCUGGAGAAGCUGGGCACUCCAGUACACGUGGGGCCUAUUUCCGGUGCUGGCUCGACAUCCGUAAAAGACAGACCACCCUCGCGGAGCGGAAGUUCCUCCGCUCGUAGCACACCGUCUCUGAAAAGUAAAGAUAUCGACAAGCCGGGUACACCUGUGGCGGCGGCGAGGGGGUCGCGCAGCUGUACGCCAACUAUGGGCGGAAUCCCUGGUCCCUUGGCAUCGCGGGUCUAUCAUCCGCCAUCGUCGCAGCAAACGCCACCGCAGGGCUAUCAGGGUUUGCCGUCCCGCGGCAAUGAGCCGCCACAAUCGCCUUCGCCGUACAGCAACUUACCAUACGCCAGGACUUCGAUGCUCGGCUUCGACGGUCACGUGAGGAUACCAUCGAGUAACGGGCUAAGCAACAUUCCGGGUGGUAAACCAGCGUACUCGUUCCAUAUGAACGGCGAGGGUCAGCUGCAGCCGGUGCCAUUCCCCACAGACGCUCUGAUAGGGCCGGGAAUUCCACGUCACGCGCGUCAGAUUAAUACCUUGACUCACGGCGAGGUUGUGUGCGCCGUUACGAUCUCGAAUCCGACCAAGUACGUCUACACGGGCGGUAAAGGGUGCGUUAAAGUCUGGGACAUCGGACACGGAGGCGGUGGCAGUAUCAAGCACGUAUCGCAGCUGGACUGCCUGCAACGCGACAAUUAUAUUAGGUCGGUAAAGCUACUGCCUGACUGCAGAACCCUGAUAGUUGGAGGGGAGGCGAGUCAGCUGAUCAUCUGGGACUUGGCUAGUCCCACGCCGCGAAUCAAAACGGAACUGACGUCUGCGGCACCGGCCUGUUAUGCUCUGGCAAUUUCGCCAGACUCGAAGGUCUGCUUCAGCUGCUGUAGCGAUGGUAACAUCGCCGUGUGGGAUCUGCAGAACGAGACAUUGAUUCGACAGUUCCAAGGCCACACGGACGGUGCCUCCUGCAUCGAUAUCUCGGCGGACGGUUCGAAGCUGUGGACUGGUGGAUUGGAUAAUACGGUGCGUUCGUGGGACCUAAGGGAGGGCAGACAGUUGAAGCAGCACAAUUUUACCUCGCAAAUAUUUUCGCUGGGCUACUGCCCGACCGGAGAGUGGCUCGCUGUGGGUAUGGAAAAUUCGAACGUCGAGGUCCUUCACGCUUCCAAGUCCGAUAAAUAUCAACUACAUCUACACGAAUCGUGCGUGCUGUCACUUCGCUUCGCGUCUUGCGGUAAAUGGUUCGUCUCCACCGGCAAGGACAAUCUGUUGAAUGCAUGGCGCACACCGUACGGCGCAUCGAUAUUUCAGUCGAAGGAGUCCUCGUCGGUGUUGAGCUGCGACGUCUCUGCCGACGACAAGUACAUCGUGACCGGAUCCGGUGACAAAAAGGCCACUGUAUACGAAGUGAUUUACUAGACGCGUACGGUAAAGACGUUUCACGUUUUCCUCCCUUGGUCGAAACCUGAACUCUUUAACACGCUCUCCCUUUUCGCGGGAGAUCCUACAAGUGAGACUUUUUAGCAGCUUUAGGAACCUAGACUGUUACUAUACUGUGUAUAUAUACAUAACGAGUCUGUAUUAACAGUAGAAAUUGCGUUCGAAAGAAACAAAGCACAGACGAACGAAGAGGAAAAGAAAAAAGCAAACAAAGAAAACGAAGAAAAAAAAACUGAUGCUAAUUAUGAUGACGAUCGAAAAACCAAUGUGUGUGCCAGAGAAAAAGCUGUAUAUGUAUAUUUAGGAAUUGCGUGUGCGUGGCCCAACUGUACCUACGACCGUGUGAUUUAACGUAGGGGAAACUUUCUUUGUCGCGUGUAUACAACGAGAAGUGUUAAUGGGACGUUACCAAGCGAUUUUGCAUGCGCGUUAAGUGACCAGGAGAGCCUUGCAGAUGGUGAUGCUAGAUACAGUUUCGUAUAAGUACCUAAUUAUAGAAUCAACACGCCCAAGACGACAUCAUACGACAGAUAACACGAGAAGAACGAACAUUCGAAGCCUGUCUAACGAAAAUUACACUUGCUCUCGCUUACGGUAAUUUUCUUCGAAACUUUUACAAUUUUUGCAAUCACUGUCCUUUAACGUAUCUACGACCACGAUGGUGACUCGAAGCAUGUUAUUGCUGCAUACCUGGAACCGUUUCGAGAAACUCGCUGGCUGUAGCUACCUUCGAAUAUGCGUUUUACUUAUAGAUCAGAAGCAACUAUAGUCUUCUGUCGGUUAAUAUUGUCGAUAUAAUGUUUUAUGCUGAUAGCGAUAUGUUGACAUCAACAACAAAAAAAAAAAAAGAGGCAAAUGAAAGAUAUAUGUACAUCGAAUUAUUUAUUUCAUGUAAAUUGUUCAUUUCGUUGGAAUACUACAGUCGCGAAAGGAAUCGAUCGUUCAAAUGUUCGCACAUCAUCCAUUGUCGAAGCGACUGAAAAAUUCACAAAGAAUUCGUACAGAAGUUAUUGACUAACGAUGAUUCUGCUGUUUCCACCUGAAGAAGGAAAGUAAACGCGAGACCUGUACUAUAGGAGCAGUGUUGUGUAUUGUCUACAUGCCGAUCGGUCAUGACCAUUAAUUAAUUUUAAAUAUAUCGAUGAAAAAUAAUUGCCUUUUCUAUU
Molecule: messenger RNA, 2729 nt
Organism: Eufriesea mexicana
Lineage: Eukaryota; Metazoa; Arthropoda; Insecta; Hymenoptera; Apidae
Product: protein groucho-like
Exons: 8
Coding region: 1-1542 (513 amino acids)
Biological process (GO): negative regulation of canonical Wnt signaling pathway; regulation of DNA-templated transcription
Cellular component (GO): transcription regulator complex; nucleus
Molecular function (GO): protein binding; transcription corepressor activity
Source: RefSeq, a predicted model, not a curated record